AUGCUUGCUCAACUAGCAGUAAAUAAAAUUCCGACACCACGUGUGUUAUCUAUUUGUUGUACUCGAUCAGCAGCAUCGAGUUCAAAAGAUUCCUCUCAUUCACCCACAUCGUCAUCUCAUUCCCAGCCUCAUUCAGCUAAACAUGAAGGAGGAGCAGUAUCCUAUCCAGCAGCAUCAAAAAAUCGAGUAUUACCGGCCGAUGAUGGAAAAGUUCGUUUUCCAAAUGUAUGGGAUUUGGCACUUAACAAACGUCGUUUUGAAUACGCAAUGAAAUUUAAAGGAUAUGAUGAUCCAUGGGGUAUGAUGCCUGUUAAACGUCUAGCAAAUAGUUCACCAGAAAAUGCAAAUUUAGUUCCAAGUGCAUUUGACAAACGUCUUAUCGGUUGUGUAUGUAACGAAGAUGUUUAUCAUAUUAAAUGGAUGUAUGUUCACAAAGGAGAACCGAAACGAUGCUAUUGUGGUCAUUGGUUUAAGGUAGUAGAAAGAACAUGGCCAGAUUUGACCGAUUUUGGUAUUACACCAGAAAUGCUACAACCACAACAUCAUUAA
Didymodactylos carnosus is the source of this 549-nucleotide messenger RNA. Lineage: Eukaryota; Metazoa; Rotifera; Eurotatoria; Philodinida; Philodinidae. The record is from the annotation of a GenBank genome assembly.